AACGACAAUUACAUUUAUCAGAGUUGUAACCCAAUCAACAAUCAACACGUCCCCCCCAUUUCUUUUUCCUCAGAAAAGCUAGUAGGAAACACACUACCUCUCCCUCUCCAUCUGCAAAUCCUAGAAACCCUAGAAGAUCAAAGAGAGCGACCAUGAAUGCCCUCAGACGCUCCUCUGUCAAGUUCACCACCACCACCCUCCACCACCUCCGUUCCUCCUCCCUUCCACAUUCCACUUCCACUAUCCGCUCCAUUUCAUCCUUCACCCAACUCAGAUUCAACUCUACACCAACCUAUUCCUCCCAACCUAUGCCAUUCUUCGACACCUCCGUCUCUCUUCUCCCCGACCACCGCCUUCCUCACAACUUUCCGGUAGUCCGCUUCCUCUCACAAAAGGCUGCCCAGGGAAGGUCCAUAAAUCUCGAUCUGCCUCAACCAAGCGAAGCUCAAGGUGUACAACACCUGAAAGAAGAGGAGAAAGAAACUGAGUUGGUUGAUGUUAAGGCCUGUUUGGAGAACCAGUUGCGAUGGGGGUUUAUACAGAAAGUUUAUGGGAUUGUGACCACACAGGUUUUUGCUACUUCUGCUAUUUCUUCGCUCUUGGUGUUCAACCCACCUGCGGUUAACUUUCUCGCUCAAAUUCCUUAUAUCGUUCCUGGCCUAUUUGUCGCCGGUCUUGGCUCUCUAUAUACCAUGCAGAGGUAUGAGCGCAAGUACCCCCAGAAUCUCAUUUCCCUGGGUGUUUUCACCUUGAUACAGGGCGUCACGAUUGGUUUUUGCUGUUCUGCUACUGAUGGAAGGAUAGUGCUCGAGGCGUUAGGUCUAACUGCAGCCGCGUUCAGCUCCUUAACUGGGUACACUUUCUGGGCUGCUAGGAGGGGCAAGGACUUCAGCUUUCUCGGGCCAAUCUUGUUCCCUUCACUUGUUACCCUUGCCGCUGCCAGUGUGUUGCAGAUAUUUUUCCCACUUCCCUCUGGGCCUGCAUCAUUAAUCCUUAGUGGAGCUGGUGCAAUGUUGUUCUUGGGUUACAUUGUUUACGACACUGACAGGCUAAUCAAGUACUUCGACUAUGAUCAGCACUUAACAGCCUCGUUGCAUCUCUACUUGGACGUGAUAAACUUGUUCCUUUAUAUCAUGCGGAUCCUGAAAGAGCUGACUCCGGUGCCCAACGAGGACUGAUCUCUGAGCAUAUGUUAAAUGUUGAAAGUGCACAACUCUAUUGGGUGUUGUUGGAAGCAGACUUGGCUUUGUUCUAAAUUGUGGAUUUUCCUAUGUUAAGUCGUGGAAACAUGGAAAUAAUGUUAGCUUACGCAUGGCUUUGUGUGAAGCUUGCUUAAUCCUUAAGAGUGGAUAAAGUUUCUACGUCGAA
Messenger RNA from Manihot esculenta (cassava), 1368 nucleotides. Its product is annotated as BI1-like protein. The coding region runs from base 153 to 1178 and encodes 341 amino acids. The transcript has 4 exons. Lineage: Eukaryota; Viridiplantae; Streptophyta; Magnoliopsida; Malpighiales; Euphorbiaceae. The record is from RefSeq and is a predicted model, not a curated record. Gene Ontology annotation, cellular component: membrane.